Molecule: messenger RNA, 2950 nt
Organism: Anolis sagrei ordinatus
Lineage: Eukaryota; Metazoa; Chordata; Lepidosauria; Squamata; Anolidae
Gene: DYNC1I1
Product: dynein cytoplasmic 1 intermediate chain 1
Biological process (GO): transport along microtubule
Cellular component (GO): cytoplasmic dynein complex
Molecular function (GO): dynein light chain binding; dynein heavy chain binding
Source: RefSeq, a predicted model, not a curated record
UGGGCAGGGAAGCAGGAGGAGCCAGGCCAGCGUGAGGCAGCACAUUUCUCUUGGCUCUUGCAGCAGCAGCAGCAUCUCUCCCUCCAUCCCAUAGAGUCGGUUUUCAGUCUGCAGCAAGAAGCGAGUCUCAGGAAAGCAAAGCAUCAGCCGCCGCCUUUGAGCAUCCUUUCCCCAGCAACCGAAGCAACGCCAGGAUCUCCCUCCUUCUUAGUCAUCCUGUUUCUGGGACACAUCUUUCCACCAGCCCUUUUGGUCCUGCCUGAAAGCUUCCCAAAGACUAGGAGAGACUGCUCUGCCAAGAGACUCAAGAUGUCAGACAAGAGUGAUUUAAAAGCUGAGCUUGAACGCAAAAAGCAACGCUUGGCUCAAAUAAGAGAAGAGAAGAAACGGAAGGAGGAGGAAAGGAAAAAGAAAGAGACAGAUUUUCAGCAAAAGAAGGAACCCACUCAAGAGGACUCUGACUUGGAUCGCAAGAGAAGGGAGACAGAAGCUUUAUUGCAAAGCAUUGGUAUUUCCCCAGAACCACCUCUAGUGCAGUCGUUGCAUGUUUUAACAUUGGAUACCUGUUAUUUUCAUUAUUUAGUCCCAACCCCUAUGUCUCCCUCUCCGAAAUCAGUGAGCACUCCCAGCGAAGCCGGAAGCCAAGAUUCAGGAGACUUGGGACCGGUAGGAAGGACCCUGCAGUGGGACACAGACCCUUCAGUGCUCCAGCUUCAGUCGGACUCUGAACUUGGCCGCCGUCUGCACAAGCUAGGUGUGUCAAAGGUGACCCAGGUGGACUUCUUGCCUCGAGAAGUAGUUUCAUACUCCAAGGAGACCCAAACACCUCUGGACACUCAUCGGUCUGAAGAGGAUGAGGAAGAUGAGGAAUUGGUUGAACCAAAAGCACAAAAUGAUUCUGAAACAGAAACUCAAGAAAAAAAGAAAGAGGUGAAAGAAGCUCCUCCUAGGGAACUGACAGAGGAGGAAAAGCAGCAGAUACUUCAUUCAGAAGAAUUCCUCAUAUUUUUUGACCGGACUAUACGUGUGAUUGAGCGAGCGCUAGCUGAAGAUUCAAAUAUUUUCUUUGACUACAGUGGCCGUGAUGUAGAAGAGAAAGAUGGAGACAUCCAGGCUGGAGCCAACCUUUCCUUUAAUCGACAGUUCUACGACGAACAUUGGUCGAAGCAUCGAGUUGUCACUUGUAUGGAUUGGUCCAUUCAGUACCCUGAGCUGAUGGUUGCUUCAUAUAAUAACAAUGAAGAUGCCCCGCACGAACCUGAUGGAGUGGCAUUGGUUUGGAACAUGAAAUUUAAGAAAACAACCCCUGAAUAUGUUUUUCACUGCCAGUCGUCUGUGAUGUCUGUCUGCUUUGCUCGCUUUCAUCCAAAUCUGGUUGUUGGAGGAACAUAUUCUGGUCAAAUUGUGUUGUGGGACAAUCGUAGUCACAGAAGGACACCAGUUCAACGUACACCACUUUCUGCAGCUGCACACACGCACCCCGUCUACUGUGUAAAUGUCGUUGGAACACAGAACGCCCACAAUCUCAUUACUGUUUCUACCGACGGAAAGAUGUGCUCCUGGAGUCUGGAUAUGCUCUCAACUCCACAGGAGAGCAUGGAGCUGGUGUACAACAAAUCCAAACCAGUGGCGGUUACAGGAAUGGCUUUCCCAACUGGAGAUGUCAAUAACUUUGUUGUGGGGAGUGAAGAGGGAACCGUUUACACAGCUUGUCGUCAUGGAAGUAAAGCGGGAAUUGGUGAAGUCUUUGAAGGCCACCAAGGUCCUGUUACAGGAAUCAACUGCCACAUGGCAGUGGGACCAAUUGACUUCUCCCAUCUGUUUGUCACUUCGUCAUUUGACUGGACUGUCAAGUUGUGGACCACAAAGCACAACAAGCCGCUCUACUCCUUUGAAGACAAUGCCGACUAUGUCUACGAUGUCAUGUGGUCGCCUGUUCAUCCCGCGCUCUUUGCCUGUGUGGACGGGAUGGGCCGCCUGGAUCUCUGGAACCUCAAUAAUGACACCGAGGUUCCAACUGCUAGUGUGACUAUUGAAGGAGCCUCUGCCCUCAAUCGUGUCCGUUGGGCCCAAGCUGGGAAAGAAGUAGCAGUCGGGGAUUCGGAAGGAAGGAUCUGGGUCUAUGACGUUGGAGAGCUUGCCAUCCCACACAGUGAUGAAUGGAGCCGAUUUGCCCGGACCUUGGUAGAAAUCCGAGCCAACAGAGCAGACAGUGAAGAAGAAGGGACCAUGGAAAUCUCUGCCUAGAAGAGACGAAGGUGGUUCCCCCCUCCCUUCCAUCAGUUACACGCGUGUUCAGUGUCAAAUCAGUAUUGUUGUGGCUUUUCAUGCCAAUGUUCAUGUCAGCAUUACCCAAGAGUUCCGACUCCUUCCUAUUAAUCACGCUAUGCUUUAAGCCAUCUGAAAAUAUCCAGAACGCUUUCAUGCUUCAUAUUUCUUUUCUGAGGGGUUACCAAUGAGAGGACAAAUCAAACCCAAGUGGGUUCAGUUGUUGCCUUUUUAACUACUUGAGUAGCUGCAGUAACUGGCUAGAAACCCCCGGAUAAACGUGGGCUCGCAAACCUUUCUGGCGCAGCCCUAUUAAAUCCAGAUGAAGUCAGUUAUGAUUGGGUACAGAUGUGGCGUGCUUUGCAACCAUGGGACUGGGCCAAAGACUUUAGAUGUGGUGUUUCACAUGGUGACUUACAUUAUGAAUGGAUGUACUAUAUGAACGUUGCUGCCCCUUAUUUAUUGCGGUGUGCUGCAUGGAACAUAUUUAUUUGAAAGCAUUAAAAUAAACGAUCCUAAUGCAUGUGCAUAACGAGCAAACGGCAUUGUCUCUGCAUGCCUAUUGGGGUUAUAUCGCCCUCCAAAACAACAAUUACAGGAUGUCACUUUGUACGAAAAUGAAAUCUGUAAAAGCUUGGUUGAAUAAAUGGAACUUUUUAAAUAAAAAAAUGCCUAUUAUUUC